AGGCUCGGGAACAUAACGUGUUGCUCUGUGCUCGUAAUAAUGGAACGACGAAAGUUUGUUGGACUAGAAGUUUUUGCCCUGUUGGCGCUGGCGGCACUUCCAGAGCUCGCCCGCUGCCAACUGGCUGCACCGAGAGUCGUCUGCGCGGCCGAGGGCCGCCUGCCCGACCCCACGGACUGCGGCUACUACGUGGACUGCACAGAGAACAGCGACGGCAGCUACUCGCAGACCGUCAGCCCGUGCCCCGCCGGCACCUACUACGAUUCCUGCCAGGGCGACUGCAGCAAAACUCAGCAACCAUCCGUCUGUUCCUUUGCCUGUGACAAUGAUGGCAUUGCCGGAUUUCCACCUGAAAAUCCGUCUGUGUACUUUGUGUGUAACACCGCUGGUGUUGUACCGACCUUAACUGUUGCUAAGUGUCCUAGUGGUACUGCAAUCGGUGCUGACAUGACCACUUGCAUAGGUAUUGCCCCCGACUGUCCAGUCAAUAAUGAGUCGCCUGGGCCCUCUACAUGCAACGGAACUUAUUAUUACGGACAUGCGAAUAACUGUUCCGUUUACUACUACUGCAGUGGCCCAGGUGCGUCACCAGAAGCGACGUACUGCAACGCUGACGAAUACUUCAUCAGUUACAACCACAGCUGCACCAAGUUUCAGUGCACGUCGCAGGGAUUUUUUGCAGAUCCAGCCGAUUGUGCCUCUUUCUAUUACUGCGUUGGCGAUGCUUCGGAAGCGACGCAGCUUACGUGUGCGAGUGGUACUCAUUUCGACAGCUCGGCUGGAGGGUGCGUGCAGGGAGAGUGCACAACAGUCUGCCCCGGAAGCAGCUCGCACUUCACGUGCCCCUCCGUCGGCUUUUUCGCAGAUCCGUUGAACUGCAACUGGUACUACUACUGCGACAGCACGCUGCAAGCAUCGCACAGUCAGUGUCCAGACGGAAGCCACUUCGACAGCACCUUAGGUGGCUGCUUGAUGGGCGAGUGUUCUAGCACAGGAACAGACUUCACGUGUCGUUCCAGCGGCAUUUUCGCAGAUACGUCGAACUGUAACUGGUACUACUACUGCGACGGCAGCCUACAAGCAUCGCACAGCAAGUGUCCAGACGGAAGUCACUUCAAUAGCACCUUAGGUGGCUGCUUGAUGGGCGAGUGUCCUAGCAGGCUGGUCGGUAUGGGCCGGGAAGUUGGAGUGCGACCUCUGCGCUCUGUUUCUAGCCUUUCAUUACGACGUGAGGAAACCAAGAUUCCAUUCUGGAAUUCUCGCAAGGAGACAUUGCAGAUGCCAAGUCCAUAGACAUUAAGUAGUACCUGCAGGAUAGUUCUCAUUACAAAUGGAGUAACGAUAGUUUUUGUGACAGCUACUUAAGAUUAAUGUUACCAUCGCGAUAUGUUUGUCAAAUUUAUCGCACUGGAGCAAACAAAUCACCCUCUGCUCUAUUUCUCAAGCCUGGCUUCUUCUGAAGAUCCCAUUUACAAUCUGGCCUUUGUAAUGUAUGUAUACGUCCAUAUUAAUUACCAUUAAUUUUUAUUUGCCACAUGUUUACUCUCUGUUACCUCCGCACGUCCUUUCAUUACCACUACUAGUAGUUCAGUAUCGAUAACACUCUAGUGAUGAAGUUGUUAAUACCUACACGUUGGCAGCCAUAUAUGUAACAAUGCUCUGAAUUACUAACAAGACGAAGGCUGUGUUUUCUUGUAACGAUGUGCUUUUCUGUCAAUCAAUAAAAGCUAAUUUAUAUGAAUUACAUUCAUUAACUGUAAAACCCGUACCUGAGUAUGAAAUUUGUAAUGACAAUCAGACAACAGCACUAGAAAUGUAAUUAAAACAGUUUUUCUUUCCACAAAAAGUAUCUAGCUUGAACCACAGAUAGAUAGCUGGUCUUACCUUUUAUGAAACCUAUUCCCAAACAGUUAACGUAUUUUCGUCAUAUAUUAAGAUUAAUAAAACAAAAUAAUCUCAAGGUCAUCUCCCUCAGCUAUUAGUUCGAGACAAUUGGUGCGUUUCAUUACUAGACAAUGCAUGUUGUAGUUGACGAUGUUCACUGCUGCGCUUUUUGCACAGGAGGCAUGUCAAGCCACUGGCUGAUUAGUGUGUAAAGGCACAAAUCUAUAACGGGCAGGCAUUAGAGGCAAUGGUUGCAAGUGGUAGCCAUAGUGCAUGUACUGGCACUGUGUGACAAACCAGCGGACACUGAGAUACCUCACAUAGAGUCUCACACCAAAGUCUGCCACAUUAUGUUACUCUCCAUCCAUAUUCAGUAGACUUAGCUCUAUGUUUAUCACUGAACCCAAUCGGUCAGGUCUCGCGGUAUGAAUCAUUUGCUAACAACUUUCGUUCCUGUUGUCCAGUGACCUCUUUUCCAAUGCUAAAACCUCACUAUUGUCAAGUUUAUAAAAGUAUUCAUCUCCUGACUACUGUUUAGUUUACCGAUAACAAUAUAUAUCGGAAAUUUUGUGUUAUAUUAAGUCAUAAAUCUUCUGAGUUCGUUACAGUGGCUCAUCAGUUGUUCAAAUGCCGUUCUGAUCAACGAACAAAAUAUGCAAGGAGUCUCUAUCCCACA
Schistocerca cancellata (South American locust) is the source of this 2560-nucleotide messenger RNA. RefSeq lists its product as uncharacterized. The record is from RefSeq and is a predicted model, not a curated record. Gene Ontology annotation, molecular function: chitin binding. Gene Ontology annotation, cellular component: extracellular region. The transcript is spliced from 2 exons. Bases 40 to 1293 code for a protein of 417 amino acids. NCBI's taxonomy places the organism in Eukaryota, Metazoa, Arthropoda, Insecta, Orthoptera, Acrididae.